Oncorhynchus mykiss (rainbow trout) is the source of this 7162-nucleotide messenger RNA. It is a transcript of the gene rfx1a, whose product is annotated as regulatory factor X, 1a (influences HLA class II expression). The record is from RefSeq and is a predicted model, not a curated record. Gene Ontology annotation, biological process: regulation of transcription by RNA polymerase II. NCBI's taxonomy places the organism in Eukaryota, Metazoa, Chordata, Actinopteri, Salmoniformes, Salmonidae. Gene Ontology annotation, molecular function: DNA-binding transcription factor activity, RNA polymerase II-specific; RNA polymerase II cis-regulatory region sequence-specific DNA binding. Gene Ontology annotation, cellular component: nucleus.
GGGAAGAAAGCGGGUGGGUAGCAACAGUUGCCCCGGUGAGGACGAAGCGCCAUAGCCACGGUAGCCCUGGCGACAAGAACCCAGCAACGAGAAUCAACAACAACAGCCUGAAUCCUUGAAAAAAAUAAAAACAAAAAUACCGGUGGGAAAUUCACUUGGAAUCAGAGUGUCUGAGUCCCAGUUCUCGUGAUGGCCACGACAGGCUACGUUGGGGAGUUGCAGCCCGUGACGACCCAGCCCCAAGGGGCAGCGAGUGGGAGUGUGACGGUGGCGGGACAGUCCUCAGCAUCCGCUGCCCCACACACCGUGGUAGCUCCUACGCAGCAGUUCCUGGCUCAGCUUCAGACCACAGUGGGGGCUCCUGCAGCCGCAGCAGGACACACCACACCCCCUGCACAAGCCACUCCCACAGCGGCACAGAAGACAGCAGUUGUCCAGGUGGCGCCCACACCGGCUCCUCCCCCCCAGACCCAGUAUGUGACGGCUGAGAUCCAGGGUUCCUCAUCACAGGCCAACAACGCCCAGAACGCCCCCCAGUACAUCGUAGUCACCGUCACAGAGGGCUCUCUCCAUUCAAGUGACUCUGUGUCUGACUCGAGCCCUCCUCCAGCUGUGGUACAGCAGACUGGGGUUCCCACACAGGUGGUGCAGCAGGUGCAAGCAGCACAGCAGAGGUCAGUGGUGCAGGCAACGUCCCAGAUCACAGCCAAGACUGAACAGGGUAUCACCACCCAGCUGAGUGUCACCAACCUGCAGCCUGUCCACCUCACUCAGGAGGUGCAGCAGCAGCUCCAGCAGGUGCCAGUGCAGCAUGUGUACACCAAUCAGGUGCAGUAUGUUGAAGGGGGAGACAACAACUACACCGCCAGCACAAUUCGUUCAGGCAGCUUCACCUACACAGACACCCCUCUGUACACUCAGACCACCACCGCCCCUUACUACGAAGCCCCUCCCACUUCUGGCUCACAGGUCCCCACCACCGGCACACCCCUGACCGUCUCCGUGACAACGGGCUCCACCGGUGGUGUGUCUAUGUACGUGGCUGGCACAGGCCAGAUUGUGGCCAAUCCGGCGGCCGCCUCUGGGGGUGGGGCAACGGUGGUGGCGACAGGGGGAACAGCCAAUGGGACUGGGGAAGGGGCGGGGGCUAAUGGAAGCGGGGGCAGCUAUGUGAUCCAGGGGGGGUACAUGCUGAGUGGCAACAGUCAGGGGGGCUACUCCACCCACAACGCCCGCUCCUCUCCUGCCACCGUCAGUACAACAGAGGGCGAGGAGGGUAGUGGCGUACCGUCGGCAGACAAAAAGGUGCAGUGGCUGCUAGAUAACUAUGAGACAGCUGAAGGGGUCAGUCUGCCUCGCUCCACCCUCUACUGCCACUACCUGCUGCACUGCCAGGAGCAGAAGCUGGAGCCCGUCAACGCUGCCUCCUUUGGGAAGCUGAUCAGAUCCGUGUUCAUGGGGCUACGCACGCGCCGCCUGGGCACCCGGGGGAACUCCAAGUACCACUAUUACGGCCUGAGGAUCAAGGCCUGCUCCUCUCUGAUCAGACUGAUGGAGGACCAGCAGCACCUGGCCAUGAGACAGCAGCCCUUCUCUCAGAAACAGAGGUUGAAGCCGGUGCAGAAGGUGGAGGGGAUGACCAAUGGCAUGGCGGCAGGCUCGGGCCAACAGCAGCAGCAGCAGGGGGCGGGGCUCUCUGACAUCAGCGCCCAAGUGCAGCAGUACCAGCAGUUCCUGGACGCGUCUCGGACCCUCCCAGAGUUCCCUGACCUUGACCUGCAGGGGAAGGCCCUACCGGAGGGCAUAGAACUGGAGCACAUCAAGAGCUUCCAGCUGCUGUAUCGGGAACACUGUGAGGCUAUUCUGGACGUGACGAUCAACCUGCAGUUCACCCUGGUGGAGACCCUGUGGAAGACCUUCUGGAGGUUUGAAGAGAGCCAGAGUGGAGACACUGGCACACUGGCUGUACAUGAUGAGUCUGAGAAGCGCCUGCCUAAGGACUGUCUAGUGAUCCUGUGUAAGUACGACCCUGUGCUCCGCUGGAGCCGCGACUGUGACAACACCCUGUACCAGGGCCUGGUGGAGAUCCUCAUCCCCGAUGUGCUGCGGCCCAUCCCCAGUGCCUUAACUCAAGCCAUCCGCAACUUUGCCAAGAGUCUGGAGAGUUGGUUGACCAACGCUAUGAUGAACAUCCCAGAAGAGAUGGUCCGCAUUAAGGUAACGUCAGCCAGUUCGUUUGCCCAGACGCUGCGCAGGUACACCUCUCUGAACCACUUGGCCCAGGCAGCCAGGGCCGUGCUACAGAACACAGCUCAGAUAAACCAGAUGCUCAGCGACCUCAACCGCGUGGACUUCGCCAAUGUUCAGGAGCAGGCGUCGUGGGUGUGUCGCUGUGAGGACCGUGUGGUGCAGCAGUUGGAGCAGGACUUCAAGCUGACCCUGCAGCAGCAGAACUCUCUGGAGCAGUGGGCUGCCUGGCUGGACGGGGUGGUCUCCCAGGUCCUAAAGCCCUACCAAGCCAGCGCCGCCUUCCCCAAAGCAGCCAAGCUCUUCCUGCUCAAGUGGUCCUUCUACAGUUCCAUGGUGAUUAGAGACCUGACUCUGCGUAGUGCUGCCAGCUUCGGAUCCUUCCACCUGAUCAGACUGCUGUAUGAUGAGUACAUGUACUACCUGAUAGAACACAGAGUGGCCCAGGCUAAAGGAGAGACACCCAUCGCUGUCAUGGGAGAGUUCGCCAGUCUUGGCAGGAGUUUGAACCCACUGGAUCCAGACAAAGAAGAGGAAGAGGAGGAGGAAGAGGAGAGCGAUGAUGAGUGUCAGGAGCUGUCUCUGCCCUCUGACGGGGCGGGCCUGGGGGAGGAGUCUCUGGAGCCGCCUACCAAGCUGGCCAGAACCGACCAGAGAGUACUCUUCACCACGGGGCAGGACUGAACACACACACUGAUACACACAUGCACAAACACACUUCCAUUCACAGACUGACUUACACAAAUACUCACACAUAACUGCAUUGAUUGAUAAACAUUUGUAUACACACAUACACCAAGAUACCCUUGUAUACACUAAUAUGUACACUAGAGGUUGACAUUCAUUCCUGUUCUGUCUUGUCCUGUAAAAAAAUGUUUCCUGUAAUGCCCGGAUCCUGCAGCGUUUCUAUAACCCCGGAACUUUCCUGUCCCAUUCUGAUAAAUAUCACUCCCGUCCCAUGCAGAUUUUUACACACAGAAAUCAUUUAUUCCGUUACGCCUCGAUCACACCAAUAGCGUCAUUGCAUUUUGGUACACCAGAUGUACAUUCAUUUCCACUGGAACACUGUGUUUGCCUUGCAGCAUUUCGUUGCAGAGGCAGUUGCAGUGCGUUCUGUGUGGUGGAAACGUUGGAUUUAUCAAACGUAUGCAUCAGACUGUAUGUGAAGACGUUCUGUGUGGUGGAAACGUUGGAUUUAUAGAACGUAUACAUCAGACUGUAUGUGAAGACGUUCUGUGUGGUGGAAACGUUGGAUUUAUCAAACGUAUGCAUCAGACUGUAUGUGAAGACGUUCUGUGUGGUGGAAACGUUGGAUUUAUAGAACGUAUACAUCAGACUGUAUGUGAAGACGUUCUGUGUGGGGGAUACGUUGGAUUUAUAGAACGUAUACAUCAGACUGUAUGUGAAGACGUUCUAUGUGGGGGAUACGUUGGAUUUAUAGAACGUAUACAUCAGACUGUAUGUGAAGACGUUCUGUGUGGUGGAAACGUUGGAUUUAUAGAACGUAUACAUCAGACUGUAUGUGAAGACGUUCUGUGUGGGGGAAACGUUGGAUUUAUAGAACGUAUACAUCAGACUGUAUGUGAAGACGUUCUGUGUGGUGGAAACGUUGGAUUUAUAGAACGUAUGCAUCAGACUGUAUGUGAAGACGUUCUGUGUGGUGGAAACGUUGGAUUUAUAGAACGUAUACAUCAGACUGUAUGUGAAGACGUUCUGUGUGGGGGAAACGUUGGAUUUAUAGAACGUAUACAUCAGACUGUAUGUGAAGACGUUCUGUGUGGUGGAAACGUUGGAUUUAUAGAACGAUUACAUCAGACUGAAUGUGAAGACGUUCUGUGUGGGGGAUACGUUGGAUUUAUAGAACGUAUACAUCAGACUGUAUGUGAAGACGUUCUGUGUGGUGGAAACGUUGGAUUUAUAGAACGUAUGCAUCAGACUGUAUGUGAAGACGUUCUGUGUGGGGGAUACGUUGGAUUUAUAGAACGUAUACAUCAGACUGUAUGUGAAGACGUUCUGUGUGGUGGAAACGUUGGAUUUAUCCAACGAUUACAUCAGACUGUAUGUGAAGACGGCCUGACAGAAAUGGUAGCAGAAGGUGAAGGUUGAACUGUUGUUGAACACAUCCAGAUGAUGCUGCGUACCAUUUUGCGUAAUGACGCUAUCAUGUGAUCGGGGCGUAGAGUAGUGACUGGCUCCAACUGAAGCGAGGUGUGAGAGUGAGCUGGAAGGAAGGAAAUUAUCAUUAGAUUUAGAUUUUUUUCAUUAAGUGAACGAUAUUAGGCCUACACAGUUUAUUUUAAUUAAAUGCUCCACACAUUACCAUCCUGUGGAUUGUCGAUCCUGUGCUGUCCUGAACAUGACUCUAGAACUUCCCAUUCCUGACAGACCUGUUCCCAUGUCAACCUCUGAUGUACAGUUUCUACACACAUUUGAGUGUAGAUAUUGUACACACACACACACAUGUUCAUACACUCAAUAAACAUUUCUGCAUUCUCUACACAUAGAUGCUGACCCAACAGUACACAGACACACACAGACACAGUCCCAAUAAGGUCUGUAUGGCACAAGUCUGCUGUAAGCACAGAUACCACACAUGCAUGGAUGGGCACACAAUCACCGGUCCGGCAUUGCUGCACAAAGGACACAGGGUGAACUUACACACACACACACACACCCGACCCAUGGAGUGAAGAGUGUUUGUUGUCACUUGAAUGGAUCUGUGUAUUGAACAAGGACCUGCCAUGUUUCUCUGUAUUGGUGUCACUGGCUGACAACAGGGCAGCACAAUGUACAUGCCAACCUAAACUACCCUCCAACAACUGUCUGCUGUACCAAGGUGGUCCUGAAGAUGUGACGGUUAACAGUUUGUCCUCCCUUACCCAACCCUUCUGUAUAGGGAGGAACGGAGGGAGGAAGAGGAAAUGGCUGCUUACGAUUCUGCAGUUCUAAAUUGUUCAUUUAGCUCUCACUCUCAUGUCAAUCAAAGCCCAAGAGCCAGUCAGAAGGAGAUGGGGCAUGUGGGUGACAGCAGAUAGACUGUAAAGAGAGUUGUUGUGUGUGUUUUUGAUGCCCGUGGGGUGUGUGUGUUUUUUGAUGCUCGUGGUGUGUGCGUGUGUGUGUGUGUGUGCUGGGGUCCUACUGCUGUGCUGUAUUUUUAGGGUGCGAUUGAACAUGCGUGGAUUUAUCUGAUUGUGUGUGUCUUGUAACGUGUGUCUGGUUGUACGAUUGUUGAGUCUGUGCUUCAGAAGAAGUGUUGACUGUAUAUUUGGUGGAUAUUUUCAAAGGCAUUCAAAAUCAUUUUGGGUGAAUGUUUUUAUUGGUUCUUUUUAAUUUGAUUUGUUCCUUUCCUGAAAAAGAGUGUCAUGGUUUUGGGGGUUCCUGUUACAACCACUCACACACGCACACAAAAUAUAAAACCCUGGUUUAAAGGUGUUUCCAUGUCAACCCCACAGAUGUGGAACAGUAGUCCCACCAUUUCUCUCCACUGCAGCAUCCAUCUGCCUCUGCUGCUGAAUGUGCAGUUCUGUACAGAGAGAUCUGUUCAAUAUAUAUUCCUGUUUGUGUUUUCAAGUGCUUCAUUGCCAUCUGUUUUAUUGGUUUCUGUUGAGACCUUUGUGGCCUCUUGUCGUCCACACGUCAUUGCGCCAGCCUUAUUUUUUAUGUUUGUUUAUCUUUUUCAUUUCUGCACCAGACAUUUCUGAUUUCAAAUAAUUACUUUGUUUACAUAUUCCAAGAAGGACUGUGCUGGACUGAGUUAAAAUGCGAUAAUAUAAUUAUAUAUAUGUGUGUCACUCUAUUUCCUUUUCAUUGUCACAAAGUGAACCUUUCUUGUCUGGUGAUGUGGUGUCAAUCUGUCACACACUAAGUAUAUUUUGUGUGUAUGUGUAUUUACUGAGAGUCGUUAUUGAGUGUGAGUAUGUAUGUUUGAUUUCAGUUCUCCUCAAAUGAGCUCUCCAUACAUACACGCGCCAAGGGUCCUGCUUCGUUUGCACAGUCACAGUCAAUGACUGUCCUUUUAUAUGGUGAGAUGUCAGUAGCCUGAUCCCAAAUAUGUUUGUACUAUCUUGCCAACUCUUGGUUUGACAAUGACCAUAUAAGUUGGCGAGACAGCACAAACUGAUCAGGUACCAGGCUAGAAUAUAACAGUUCUGCCUAUUUAUCACAGACAGUCUCCACUUGGAGAUCCCUAUAGAUCUCUUUCAUGUACAGUACUGUAUAUCUGUGUCUGAUGGAAUCACAGCACACAGGUGUAAGGUAUUCUGAGGAAAACCCUUACAGUCGGUGCCAUUGUUGUAUGGGUUUAGCAUGGUCCCAGAUCUGUUUGUGCUGUCUUAUAGAAGUUGGAAUGACAGCACAAGCAGAUCUGGGGUCAGGCUCGAUGUGAAACGAGACAGGGGAAUCAGACACCCUAUCUUCCUCUACAUCUCUCAUUCUGUCUCACUCGUUUCCUUCCUGCUAAAGUUUUUCUGCUGUUGUUUUGUUGUUGAAGCCAUUUUCAUAGAACAUUGUCCACCACGAUCAGUUCGGUUGUUGAACAUGUAUUGUAUGAACAUUUCAUUGCAUUUAAGUGUCCCAAGAAUGUUUUCAAAGGCAGCAAUGCAUAUCUUGAGCACGCAGCGAGGACCUCUAAACCAGCAUGUUUAACACUCUGGGGCGUCUGCUACUACCACAGCUGAUGAUAUAUCCUCCCAUGUCCUGCGGAUCUCCCGAUACGAUGGCCAUUCUUUUCCAGACAACAUUUUUUGUCAUUUUUAUAGAGUUCAGUUUCUUACUUCUAAAAACGGUAUUGUGUGGCAGUGUUUUAUGAAUUUGGUCAAAUACACGUAUGACUGUGCCUUUGGGAGGUUGUGGAAUGCACUUCAAAUGUUUUUAAUUUUAAAGAUAUAAAAUAAAUUAAGAAUUUUUUAAGUUGUCA